Messenger RNA from Gastrolobium bilobum, 768 nucleotides. Its product is annotated as small ribosomal subunit protein uS15. The record is from RefSeq and is a predicted model, not a curated record. Gene Ontology annotation, cellular component: cytosolic small ribosomal subunit; ribosome; nucleolus. The coding region runs from base 95 to 550 and encodes 151 amino acids. Gene Ontology annotation, molecular function: small ribosomal subunit rRNA binding; structural constituent of ribosome. The transcript has 5 exons. NCBI's taxonomy places the organism in Eukaryota, Viridiplantae, Streptophyta, Magnoliopsida, Fabales, Fabaceae. Gene Ontology annotation, biological process: translation.
CAGGGUUUCUUCUAUUCUCUUUGUUGUUCUUCUUCUCUUGGUGCAGGCGCAGCAGACAGGACAGAGAGAACGUUGUUCUUCUCAAGCAGUCACCAUGGGGCGUAUGCACAGUCGUGGCAAGGGUAUUUCGAGUUCUGCUCUUCCCUAUAAGAGGACCCCACCAAGCUGGCUCAAGAUCUCUUCUCAGGAUGUUGAGGAGAACAUAUGCAAGUUUGCCAAGAAAGGUUUGACUCCAUCUCAAAUUGGUGUUAUUCUUCGUGACUCUCAUGGAAUUGCUCAGGUGAAGAGUGUCACCGGAAGCAAGAUUUUGCGUAUAUUGAAGGCCCAUGGGCUUGCUCCUGAGAUCCCUGAAGAUCUGUAUCAUCUGAUCAAGAAGGCAGUCUCAAUUAGGAAGCACUUGGAGAGGAACAGGAAGGACAAAGAUUCUAAAUUCAGGUUGAUUUUGGUUGAGAGUAGGAUCCACCGCCUUGCCCGCUACUAUAAGAAAACAAAGAAACUUCCACCUGUGUGGAAAUAUGAAUCAACAACUGCUAGCACUCUAGUGGCUUAGAGCGAGAUUUUCGGUGAUAGAGUUCUACUUUUUGUGUACUGUUUGAUAAGCAAAUUUAUUUCUUUGAUGUGAUUUUCAAAUUUUGAAACACAUUCAUGUUAUAACUGUUUCCCGGUGGUAGUUUUGAUGUUGGAUUUUGUUCCCCUUAUUGAUACGCACUUCGUUUUUGUACCCCAUAAUAGUUUCAAGUUUGGUAUGCGGUGAUGUUAUUUGUGGAA